AGACAUUCAAACCGAGGAUGGUGCUGAAUGUAGUGCAGGUGUGCGGUGGCAGCAGCGACUUCGGACAGAUUCAACAAACAGGGUGAAUGUCGGCGUCAUCAGAGACAGCCGAUGAAGCUCCCGUAAUGAUGUCACAUACUGAGACAAAUGACGUCACCAGCGGCUCCAGUGACGUCACCAAAACAUCCAGUGACAUCACAUGUGAGGUGCUGGUCAUUGGUGCCGGUAUUUCCGGGCUAACGGCUGCCUACGAGAUUCAGAAACGGAAUCCAAAAACUGAGCUCUGCUUAGUAGAGGCUAAAGACCGUGUCGGCGGUCGAACCCUGGCCACCCAGAUCCGGGUCAGACAAGGUCAGACGGAGACCUUUGACCUCGGAGGUCAGUGGGUCGGCUCAACUCAGACCGACAUCAUGGAGAUGCUGGAUGAACUCGGACUGGAGGUCUAUCCGCAAUACAUUCAGGGUACAAAGCAUAUGCAGCUGGGAGGUGACUCCAUUCGACGCUACAGCAGCACGAUACCCAACCUUGGCUCGUGGUGGGGCCUGGUGCAGCUGCAGCUCUUCAUCUGGAAGGUGGACCGUCUGGCCAAAAAAUGCUCUCCUCUGAGCCCCUGCAGUGACCGGACUAUCAGAGACCUGGACGGUGUCUCUGUGGAAGCCUUCGCGCGACAGAACAUCAGCAAUACGGCCGCUCUGGAGGCCAUCAUUUCCGCGUGUAGGGUGAUCCUAGGCUGUGACGCCAGCCGGGUGAGCGUGGUCCACUUUCUGGCCUAUACCCACGCCGCUGGUGGACUCAACGCCCUGCUCGAGGCCACGCCAGGCACCGCGCAGGAGUUCAAGGUCAAGGGAGGUACCCAGCAGAUCAGCGAGCUGCUGGCGGACCGUAUCGGGCGUCAUCGUAUCCACCUGAGGCACCCCGUCACUAAUAUCACUCAGGGAAAUGGUGACGUCACAGUCACCACCGGGGACGGCGUCGUCUUCCACUGCAAAUACGUCAUUUCUGGCGUACCUCCAAACCAGCUGGCCAGGGUGACAUUCUCUCCACCGCUGAGCCCAGUGAGGCGAGAGUUGAUCUCCAACAUGCCAAUGGGACACCUCAUCAAAUUUGUCGUCACUUUCGAGGAGACUUUCUGGCGAGCUGCCGGCAUGUCUGGCGAGGUCGUCUCAAACGGUGGACCUAGUACAGUUCCCGGGUGUACCCACGGUCCGCUGUGUAUUGUCUAUGACGCCACGUCUGACAAGGGCAGUCCGGCGCUGGUCGGAUUCAUUGCUGGAAGCACCAGUGUGGAGUGGGAGAGCAGAACGAAAGACGAACGGGAAAAGGCAGUCAUUUCAAGCCUCGCGAGUUUCUUUGGAAAGAAGACAGAGAAGUACAUAGAGUAUCAGGAAAAGGUGUGGGCCGAGGAACCGUUCACCGGAGGAUGUCCCGUCUGUUAUACCACGCCCGGGUUGAUGCACACAUUCCCCGCGCUGAGAGAAAAACACGGGAGGGUGUUUUUCUGCGGUACGGAGCUGGCCUCCCGCUGGUGUGGGUUCAUGAGUGGAGCUGUACAAACUGGUCGACAGGUGGCGCUAGAGGUUCUACACGUGCUUCAACCGGAUGUGACGCUGACACCGUCCUGAGUGUGUGUGUGUGAGAGAGAGAGAUAGAGAGAGAGAGAGAGAGAGAGAGAGAGAGAGAGAGAGAGAGAGAGAGAGAGAGAGAGAGAGAGAGAGAGAGAGAGAGAGAGAGAGAGAGAGAGAGAGAUAGAGAGAGAGAUAGAGAGAGAGAGAGAGAGAGAGAGAGAGAGAGAGAGAGAGAGAGAGAGAGAGAGAGAGAGAGAGAGAGAGAGAGAGAGAGAGAGAGAGAGAGAGAGAGAGAGAAGAUGUGAUAGUCAUGCCUAGUGAGUGAGCAUGUUGAUAUACGUUCGCUUUUCAGAGCGUUGCGUGAAAUGCUGAGUUAUUUUUGAUCAGUGAUAUUUUAAUAUUAUUGGCGUAGCGAAUAUUUGACAUUGUACGGAUAGUGGCGACACUUUCUGUGCUCGUACAUUCUUCUAAUAUGUAUAUGGGGAUGUGAGGAUCGUACCGCGACAGUAUCCUAGCAACGUGUGAUUAUCAAAUCUGGUGGAAACAUUGCAUUUUGAUAGUACGUAAGUCGUGACAUAAUACGUGACGCGGCUAAGUUCAGAGUGUUCCUCAGCGUUUGAGCCCCUGUCUAGCUAAAGAGGAUCUGUCCUGACUGAGAACUCUCCAAAAUUUAAAUAAAACGUGUUUUAGUGUG
Molecule: messenger RNA, 2259 nt
Organism: Amphibalanus amphitrite
Lineage: Eukaryota; Metazoa; Arthropoda; Thecostraca; Balanomorpha; Balanidae
Product: probable flavin-containing monoamine oxidase A
Exons: 12
Coding region: 87-1622 (511 amino acids)
Molecular function (GO): oxidoreductase activity
Source: RefSeq, a predicted model, not a curated record